UCUUGUUUUCUAUAUUUUUUCAUAAUGCAGUCUGUGCCAUCCUCAACUUCCACUCAGAGGCGAGCCGAUGGGCUACAAAUAAUAUUUGAAGUCAGUCAAACUUGAAGUAUUUGUGGAACCGUACGGGAAAAAUACUCUCCACAGACAACAUGGCUGUGCUUCAAUGCCGUAAGAUACAAUUAGAUAAUAGCUGGUAGCUGACGUGAAAUGCUUGAGAACUCGGUGAUACAUUGAAGCAAUGUAUGCUACAGAAGACAGAAGUCUCUCACAUCUGAAACAUAGGCAAGAGAAAGAGAGAGUGAUGGUUCAGGAAGGCCUCGAGUUGGUUCAGAGAAGGAAGGAAGAGCGCAUCAGGCAGAAACAAAUGGAUCAGAGUGAGGUGCGGAGACUGAUCGCCAACUAUGAUCCAUGGGGAAAACCCGGAGGAGGGGCGCCAAACGCUGAAGAUGUUCGCAGAAGAAAAACCAGUAUUCAUUAUUAUCACUUGUUGGACCAAAAACAGUUUUUGCCGGAGAUACGAAGGUCUAUCCAAAGGUGUUACCGUUUCUCCCAGUCGCCUUAUGACAAACACAGAUACAGGUUGGAGCUAGAUUCUUUAGUGGGAUACAGGAAUCAUCUUCUGUCCGAAGCUAUGAGGAAAUCAACGAGUUUCGACCAAAAACUUUUAACAGCUGAUGCUCCUUGGGGGAAACCGGGCCCAGGCGGUCCCACAUGGAGAGACCCUCGUACCAUUGGAUGUAAUUUCCUCCAUUCGUUGGGCUGGACUGGAGAGCCCGCAUUUCGUAGACUAGAGCAGGAACAUCAGAGGAGGGAGCAGCAGUACAAGACUAGGCCAUCGACCAACUACCAAGCCAUUCCCCCACCCCCUGACAUGGAGAGGAGGAAAGAGAUACAUGCUCCAGAGGAAUUGAUAACUGGUGGCGUUGAAUUGGUUCCUCUGCUGGCCAGGAGAAGAGCUCUUCCCCAGCAUUGUCCUCUGAGCACCACUGACGUCACCAAUACCAGGCUGCGAACUCCAGUCAUGCCUCCACCUGCCAGAAGUCCGACCUGGAAUAAACCGGAGAUGGAGAAAGAAUAUUUAUCUGAACUUACCAACCAAGUGCAUUACAAGCAGAAAAAGAUCAGAGACGCCCACACUGAAGACCUGGCGAACAGUAGACGUCAUUUUGAAACUUGGUGCAACUUCUGGGGUCGCCCCGGUCACGGAGCCCCCAAGCAGAGCAACGUCAAGGAGAAUCUCAACUAUCUGCUCUACGAUGCGCCGGUCAAGUAGAAUUAGAACAAUGCUGGUCGUUUUGAAUACGGUAUUUCUCAUAAUUACGUCAUACACAACUCUUCACACCUCAGUUGCGUGUAGUUUUGGGAGGAAUUGAUUGCAGGUUUGGUUGGUCGUAUUAGAUUGGCAAUCUCUUAGAAAGGGGUUUCUAACUACUAACCUCUUGAUAAAUUAUUCUAAUAUGGCUUCUUGGUUGUUCAAUAAACUAUAGAAAAUAACUAUUACCCUUGAAAUAUUCGGAGAAAGCUGUUGAGAAUGACAUAUAAAUAUCGAAACUAGUCGUGUA
Molecule: messenger RNA, 1562 nt
Organism: Nilaparvata lugens (brown planthopper)
Lineage: Eukaryota; Metazoa; Arthropoda; Insecta; Hemiptera; Delphacidae
Exons: 10
Coding region: 239-1273 (344 amino acids)
Source: RefSeq, a predicted model, not a curated record